Trichophyton benhamiae CBS 112371 is the source of this 957-nucleotide messenger RNA. RefSeq lists its product as uncharacterized. NCBI's taxonomy places the organism in Eukaryota, Fungi, Ascomycota, Eurotiomycetes, Onygenales, Arthrodermataceae. The coding region runs from base 1 to 957 and encodes 318 amino acids. The record is from RefSeq and is a predicted model, not a curated record. Gene Ontology annotation, cellular component: cytoplasm. Gene Ontology annotation, molecular function: ATP binding; argininosuccinate synthase activity. The transcript has 3 exons. Gene Ontology annotation, biological process: L-arginine biosynthetic process; urea cycle.
AUGCCAGAGUUCUACAACCGUUUCGCCGGCCGCAACGAUCUCAUCGAAUACGCCCAGAAGUUUAACAUUCCCGUUACUUCCACUAAGGCUAAGCCGUGGUCUAUGGAUGAGAACUUGGCUCACUGCUCCUACGAAGCUGGUAUCCUCGAGGAUGCCGACCACACUCCACCAGAUGACAUGUGGAAGUUGACCGACGACCCUCGCAGUGCCCCUGAUACCCCAGCUGAUCUCAACAUCGUCUUUGAGAAGGGUAUUCCAGUCGCUCUCAUUGACCCCAAGACUGGCAACAAGACCACAGGCUCUCUCGCCAUCUUCUCUGCUCUCAACGAGAUCGGCCGUGUCCACGGCAUUGGUCGUAUUGAUAUCGUCGAGAACCGCUACAUUGGUCUCAAGUCUGUAAGUCUUUUGCCUUCCCCUGUUCAAGCUACCCUUGGCGUAUGCAUACUGACCUCUUCCCUGCACAGCGUGGUUGCUAGUAAGCUUCUUUCCCCCAAAUGCAGGUCCCCAUACCACCCCUGCCCGAGCUCUAACACAUUCUCUCCUAGUGACUCCCCUGCCAUGACCAUCCUCCGUCUCGCCCAUCUUGACCUCGAGGGUCUCGUCCUCGACCGUGAAGUCCGUCUCCUCCGUGACCAGUUCGUCACCAUCACCUGGUCCCGCAUCCUGUACAAUGGCCUAUACUUCUCCCCAGAGCGCAAGUUCAUCGAGCAAUCCAUCACCGCUAGUCAAGACGACGUUAACGGUCAGGUCCGCGUCCGAUGCUUCAAGGGCGCCGUUUCCGUCCUUGGUCGCAGCUCUGAGACCAGCAAGCUGUACGACCCCGAGCUCAGCAGCAUGGACUCCAUUGACGACUUUGCUCCUACCGACACCACUGGUUUCAUUGCCACGCAGGCCAUCAGACUCAAGGCCUACGGUAAGGCCGAGAAAGCUGCCGGUGUCGACCUCACCAAGCCAUAG